Molecule: messenger RNA, 1128 nt
Organism: Peronospora matthiolae
Lineage: Eukaryota; Oomycota; Peronosporomycetes; Peronosporales; Peronosporaceae
Source: the annotation of a GenBank genome assembly
AUGAAGAUGCCCUUCCGCUCGUUCGAGUUCCUUGCUUCUAUUGCAGUUGUGACACACAUUACGGGUGCAGCAGAAAUUGCCCGCCCUUUGAUGAAAGGUGUCAACAUGAUGGACAAUGAUCCUCUCUCUGUCGCUGACCUCUCGGACGCUCCAGCAAAUAACGUGUCGAGAACACACAAUACCACACUUAAUGAAGAUAGAAUGACAGGGGGAGGCGCACCCGCCUUGCUAUGCGGUGUGCUGAAAAACGUUUUGUUCGAUUUGUAUCGCACCAGCAAGAACGUGCUCACUCCAGCAGGUCAGAGGGCAGUGAUAACAGCAGACGAGGAACUUUUGAAGCGCGCGGAAAAUCUACUAAAGGUGCAUGAUGCGGAUAAGGAUGUGACAUUUCCUGGAGAGAGUUCAGAGCUUGCGGCGGAACCUUUAGAAAAAAUCAUUCAAGUCUCUAAAAAACAGUAUUUUGCCGAAAGGCUUGAAACUAUGAAGAACAAGAUUGUGGAGUGGAUGCAGGACCAACCGCCAAGCGAGCUCCUCGAGGUCCUGGAUAAACACGGGUUCUUUGAACAUUUUUCCUUCGCGGACGUGCAUGCGUUGUCUGUCUAUCUUGACGAGUUCAAUGCCGAGUGGAAAACAGCUUACCCGAUCCAGGGUACGCUAUUGAGAGGCUUUGGCGGUGCAGCCCGAUAUGCAUCCUUUUUGUCGGUCGCGCGACAAAGCCCUAUUACUGGAAACCUAGCGGCGCAGGCUCGGAAGGUGCUGCUAGAGACCUGGCAAUGGGCUAGGUUAUCCAUCGAUCAGGUUGCUAUUAUGCUUGAGCUUAGCUCGUUAGGUUCGAGAGGCAUCACAUACGAGAGCCUGGAUACGUUUUUCCAGUAUGGCGAUAUCAACAUCGGAUUGAGGCAGGAGGCGAUGGUGAAACACAACAAAUAUGCCGAAGAGUUUGAAAAAGAUCUGGCUGCUCAGUGGGUGAAAGAAAAGAAGACACUGGAAGGGGUACGCAAAAUUCUCGAGGAUGUGCCUGAUCGCGAACCAUCUGCCGUCGCAAUAGUGUCUACAGACACACACGACAUUAUGGCGGAGUUUGGUGCGUUGUUUGUAGACAGCGUCCUUGCUAACCUUAACGAAUAG